AUGCAACAGUCUCUUGAUGCAUACUAUAAUGAUAUUAGGGACGUUCGUGUCUACUUCCGCAUGAGAAAUAUGAUGGAGGGGCCAUUAAAUAACCCAGAAGGUUUAGAGAGCUACAGAAUCAGCCAGCUUCCAGAUGCUGCAUACUAUGUUCCCAAUUUUAUUUCAGAGGGUGAGGAGGAGAUACUUUUAAACAAAAUAGCGUCUGUUCCAGCUCCUAAAUGGACACAAUUAUCCCGCCGGCGGUUACAAACAUGGCCAUCUGCGCUCAGUAAAUCCAAUACCCUGCUCGCCUCACCGCUGCCAGAAUGGCUGGAACUUCCUAUUACCUCUCGGUUUCGAGAUUUAUGUAUAUUUACCGACUCCCCUCACCAAUCGCCCAAUCAUGUACUUAUUAACGAGUACCAGCCAGGGCAAGGGAUAAUGCCUCAUGAAGAUGGUGCGGCGUACUAUCCGAUCGUGGCGACAGUAAGUCUUGCGGCGCCGAUUAUCUUGGAUAUCUAUGAUAAGAGACAGAGCGAUCUAUCAGCUCCAGAACCCCCGUUAGUGGAGACGCAGGAGGCGGUGAGAGGCCAGAGAGUUCCACGGUUUCGAAUUCUGCAGGAAAGGCGAAGUCUGCUGGUUACCACGGGGAAUCUAUACUCUGACUUUUUGCAUGGGAUUGCAGAGAGGGUGUCUGACGAAGAUCUUGGAGAAGACACGAUAUGCAAUUGGGGUAACCUGGGUGACAGCCAGCCCUUCUGCGCAGGGAAAUACGAGAGACAGACACGGAUUAGUCUGACAUAUAGAGAUGUGCUGAAGGUAUCAAAGCUUGGAAAUAGUAUAAAAUAUCUAAGUAAGCGAUGA
Molecule: messenger RNA, 843 nt
Organism: Nannizzia gypsea CBS 118893
Lineage: Eukaryota; Fungi; Ascomycota; Eurotiomycetes; Onygenales; Arthrodermataceae
Exons: 2
Coding region: 1-843 (280 amino acids)
Source: RefSeq, a predicted model, not a curated record